GCCAGGUGAUCACUAAGAAUUGUUGGACGCUGCUGAAUUAAUUGGCAACAGCAAAGAGACAGUUCCGUAUUUUCCUGAUGGAUCAACAAACAAAUCGACGUCGUCGAUUCGUCGAGAUUCCCGAAUUGGACAUGCGUGAGCAUUCGCAUAGAAGUAUUUCUAAAGUGCGCUAAAAACACAAAAACUUGAAAAAAGAAGGUGUUACCGCGCUAGUUUGUUUGUAAUUUUGAAAAUUGGCAACGCUUUAACCUCAGGCGGCCUCGUACAAAAUGCUAUCAAAGGAUAGAUAGCACCAUCAUGAAAACAAAAGCAAAAGAGGGGUCAGAUACGUGGCGUAUACAGACAUUCAGAAUUGUUGUGGUACUGAAAUUUUACAGUUGAUGCUGGGAUGGAUUUUAUCACUCUUUUGUUAAAGAGACAUAUGGACUUGAUUGCACAAGACAUUUUUUCUCAUCUUGAUCUCAUCAGUUUAAUGAACUGCGAGUUGGUGUGUCAAAAUUGGAAUUCAGCUAUAAAGAAAGGCAAGCUGUGGAAAAGACUUUAUUGUCAAGAGUGUCACAAGUCUUCACUUCUUCCUACACUUUUUCAGCGCAGAGAAGCAAUCAAUCAGUGGCAAUGGGAAGCUGACCGUUUGGUGAAAUCAGAAGAAACCUUAGUGAAGAAUUUGUUCAAGACUCGGCAAAUUCUCAAGGAGAAUUGGGCUGUUGGAAACUUCCAGACCACCACAACUACCCUCACAGGACUGAAUGUAUCCCACCUUAAAAUGGAUGCAAACCGCAUUGUUUUUGGUGUUACUAAAGAAUUUAGUCGACCUUUCGUCAAUAUCUGGAAUCGCUGGACAUUGGAAUGUGAAGCAGUCAUUAUUUCUCCUGAUUCCUUUAUUAUGACAAGUAUUUCCGAUUUGUUACUCUGGAAAAAUCUGGUAUUUUGUUCAUACGAGGAUGGGAACAUUAUUGUCUGGGAUGUGAAAGCUGGACGUGAAUGCCAGUCUUUUAACGGCGAGGAAGUGCCUUCUAGAGAAAGAGUGGUUUCUCUUAAAAUUCAAAUGGCAAACGGAAUUUUAAUCAGCUGUUUCAGAACCGAGCCGGUCUAUCCUGAUCGUGAAAUCGGCCACGAUUGGGACAGCACAGUAUUUAGCCUUCGACGCAUUUCCGACGAUGGUCAAUUCUUCAGUAAUUUCGUUGAAAGGAUAGAACAUAUUCCGUAUACUACUGUCUGCCAGAUUGAAUCGGAUAGCAACUUUUUCGCAAUUUUUAUGAAGUCAUUCGAGUUUUCAAAAAUUCAACUGCGUUCAGCUGAUCGCCAUUUCCAGUUCCUUCAUGAACUCGAUUUCACCAACCAAAAUUUAGUUCACUUUUCUUGCCACAGUGGCCGCUUGGCGACCGUAUCAACUGAAGAAGAUGUACAGAAAAUCAAACUGUGGGAUCCCAAGACUUUGAAAUGCAAGAAAACCUGGCCAGCGUUGGUUGGUACCGUUCAAGUUUUACUCAGUUCCAAUCAUCUCGUCACGUGUUCUCACGACGAUGAGAAAAACUCUCUGACUGUUUGGGAAAUUCCCGCUGAAACAAGUGAAGAAUUUCCUAGCGAAUUGUUUCAAUUACAAAGUGAGGGAGAUUCUACCGCGUUUGCAUUCGAUGAGCUUCAAAUUCUUGUAGUUUCAAACUGGAAUGAAUUGAUGAGAAUACCUAUUCCCGUUAUUAAUGGGUUACCUGAUUUACUCAACAGGCACCUCGAGUACAACCUGUUGACUGCCAUUCUAAAAAUUACACAUUUCUUUGAUCCCAAAAAAACAGAACCGCUAUAACAAAGUAUCGUUUUUCACUUUACACAGCAGACAGUAAUUGAAAUAAAACAUUACUUCAAUUAA
Molecule: messenger RNA, 1867 nt
Organism: Daphnia pulex (common water flea)
Lineage: Eukaryota; Metazoa; Arthropoda; Branchiopoda; Diplostraca; Daphniidae
Product: F-box and WD repeat domain-containing 11-B-like
Exons: 5
Coding region: 389-1804 (471 amino acids)
Molecular function (GO): protein binding
Source: RefSeq, a predicted model, not a curated record